Molecule: messenger RNA, 2507 nt
Organism: Talaromyces stipitatus ATCC 10500
Lineage: Eukaryota; Fungi; Ascomycota; Eurotiomycetes; Eurotiales; Trichocomaceae
Exons: 2
Coding region: 1-1419 (472 amino acids)
Source: RefSeq, a predicted model, not a curated record
AUGGCCAUGGCAGAAACUUCAGAUCCUCCUCAUGUUCGACACAGUCGCCGAAAACCCUUUUCAACGUGGAUGAAACGACUAACCAACCUGAAAAGCUCGUCAUCUUCAGGCACACAAUCUGGUAGCAGAGAAGCAUCAGGAAAGGGCAAUGUUCAUAAUAAUAUAUUAAAAAGCGGCAACAAACGACAGAAUGGUUGCGCAAAAAACAAUCCGUAUCCCUUGUCAGGCACCAUUCGCGAUAUUGGGUCGCCUCGGAGUUAUAAUGAUACUGUGUCUUAUACGGAAUCGACUGAGACAGAUCAACAUCGACUUGAUCAAAGUGCGAGUCAGCAUUCGUUGCAAGCUUCUGCGUCCGAGCAGAAUAUUCCGGGGAAUAGCGCCAAAUCGACUGCCCCGACUCUGUCUACGAUGGGCGACACUGCGCGAUCCGAGACCGGAUACUCAAAGGCUGGGACUACGAUGACGGGACCUGGAGGAGUGUACGGGGGUGGGGAAGGGAGUACAUUCUCCUCACCAGCGCCGUCGGUGCGUUCGUUGACCACGACUUUGACUACUGUCCAGUCUGCGGCGCCGUCUGCUCACAUAUACGGCAUCGCACAGAAUAAUCAGAACAUCAAUGGGCCCAUCAGCUCUGCGCAGAAUGGUCUGCAACAACAGACUCAAUUUGCGCAUCAAUUCCCACCUUCACCUGCAUCUGCUGUUCCACCGCAUGUGGCUAUGACGGGCCAUCCGACGACAUACAGUUCCGCAACAGCCAACAAUAUCCUGACCGAUAACGCAUCCAUUCUCACGCUUGCAUCAUCCUCGAAACGUCGACGUAGAAACUCUCUCGACACCAAUGCCUCCAUGCGAGCUUUGGCGCCUUCUUCGGUGUUUGGCGGUAGUCGCGAGAGUCUACCCUUGAGCGUACUCAGCGCUAACGUCGGGGCCGAUGCAUCCAAUGCAUCUAUUACAAAUGCAUCCGGUGUACUGAGCCGACAGAGUCUCGGAGGUCUAGCUAGCGCCGAACGGAUUAGUGUCUACUCCGCCUCGGGGACUGUGCCACCUCUUGUCCAUGGUGGUGGUGAUAGGAGCAGUCUGAUUGCCGCCGGCAAGCAAGGAGAUAACGGUAGUAUUCGAAGCGGUACACACUCACACACUCGCAACGAUAGCGCAGCUGGUAGUGUCUCUGGAACGAUAGGAAGUACCCUGAACAAUAACACUUCCGCCGCCGCUGCGAUCACACCAGGUGCAAUGCCAGGUAGGAUAAGUCGUCGAAGUUCUGGAUGGGGUGAAAUUUCAGGCGAGGGUGAAGAAGGCGGUGCUCAUCAACGAUGUGAAAUUGAUGAAUCGUCAGAAAAGACGGAAGAAGCGAAUCAAGAAAAUAGUCUUGCAAAUGGGGAUCCGGAAUCUUCUAUUGAUGAAAAGGCCAAGCAAUAGCCUAUCAUCCAGUUCUGUUUCCAACUUCAUUCAACCCGCUUAUGACCACACGCAUAAUAUCAUACCUCUGUUUGUUUCCGUUACGUUAUCCAACCCGACGAAUGAUCACUUUACCUUAUGAACGAAUACUUCCUUGCAAUUACAUGUAUACUACAUUCACAAUUCAUGCAUCAUCAAGAAGUAUGGAGAAGUAUGAAAUGAAGUAGAGAAUCAUUAUCUCAUAAUUGUAAACUAGCAUCGCACUGGAAAAAAUCAAUCAACACCGCCGUCCGCUUACCAUGAUGAGGAAUUCCUCUGGUAUAAUAAUGAUAAUAGGUCAAAACAACGACCUCACAUCACACAUUCUCCGAUGACCAUUUCGAAGCAGAAAUGAAAAGAGGCGAGUAUCAUAAGUAAUAGAAAAGGUAUAGACAUUGAAGACAUAAAGCAAGAAAUGACUCAUCACAAAAGCUGCGCGUGUAACUCGUAAUAAUAAUCCCUAACCUUAUGAUAUAAAGGCUGGACGUAAACUGCUGUAGUAUUCUAUCAUGUUCCCUUUUUUUGGUGGUUUUUCGAAUUUUUUUUUUUUGCUUUUUUUUCCCUCUACUUAAGCAGUGCCAACCCCAAUCUUGGACUCGGAUGAUUGCUCCUUCCCCGCCUUAUGACUAGCCAAGAAAUUCUUAAACAUAUGCGCAAUAUCAGUCUCGCUUCGCUGUUUUCCUUCUCCAGACUCAGAGCCGUUCUUCUCAGUAAUCAAGUUCUUCAACCACUGAUUCUCAAGCUCUAGUUGUGAGACGCGUGCUUCCAACACAGCGUUUUUCUCGCUUGCCUCCUUGACCGAUUUUUCGAGCGCUUGUUCGCGUUGCUUCUUCUUUACGCGGAAGCGGGCGCUGGCGGCUGUGUUGCGACGACGUUUGUCUUCUUCGGCUGCGGCACGGGCGGCUUCGUCGAGGGUUUUGGAGUCGUGGGAUUGUUUGCGUUUUGUGCCUGCUAUUUGCAUUGGGGUAGACACGAAGGAGGAGAUGUUUGUUGGUGAGGGGAUCUCGGUCUUGGGGACGCGGGGUGGUUGUUGUUGUACUGGGCCGGUGGUCUCUUCUACUGGGUGUGGU